AUGGCUGUGUGGUGCGUGUAUGACAUUGGGGUACGGAAAAACACGUGUAAAGUUUCGAAAAUGAUCAAGUUCGUGUUUCUUCUGGCGGUCUUUCUGUUCUUAGCGAAGGCAGCAGUCAGCGAUGAAGAUUACGACGACCACGAUGAUGAUUUGCUUGAGGAAUACCUGUCGAAGAGUCGGAUGAGGGUGGUGCAAAUCGUCAUGAAGUUCCUGGACAGAAACCCGUUGUACAAGGAGUUCGUCGAUCGACAUCCCGAAGUGAUGACUUUCUUGGCGCGUCAUCCGGAUAUCAUCGUUUUCCUGAUCAAACACAAAGACGUUGUUCGAUGGCUAGUCGAAAAUGCGGAUCGGUUCAUCGUGUGGUUGGAAAACCACAUGAAUUUCUUGCCGUGGUUUGAAGAAGCGCUGGAUGAUGCGGUCGAGAGAGGGAUGGGCGAAGACUUCGUAUGGAUGCUGAUCAGUAACCCAGAGGAAAUUGAGAAUAUCCUCCAAACGUAUCGAUCUGGGCGAUGGUGA
This is a messenger RNA of Soboliphyme baturini, 516 nucleotides long. The record is from the annotation of a GenBank genome assembly. Lineage: Eukaryota; Metazoa; Nematoda; Enoplea; Dioctophymatida; Soboliphymatidae.